Messenger RNA from Colletotrichum godetiae, 1125 nucleotides. RefSeq names its product phosphotransferase. The transcript is spliced from 3 exons. The record is from RefSeq and is a predicted model, not a curated record. Bases 1 to 1125 code for a protein of 374 amino acids. NCBI's taxonomy places the organism in Eukaryota, Fungi, Ascomycota, Sordariomycetes, Glomerellales, Glomerellaceae.
AUGGCGGAAGAAAGCACCUCCGAUCGAGUGCUUCGUGAGGUCAAGGCGGAGUUGGCCGGUACGCCAUAUUGCUUCGAGUCUGCCCGACUUCUCAGUGGAGGAACGACAAACUUCAUAUUUCAUGUGAAGCUGCAGCAGCCGCUGUCUAAUGGGACUGUUGAGAUAGCCGUAAAGCAUGGUGAGAGCUUUGUCGCCCAGAGUCCCGGCUUCAAACUUCCCACAUCAAGAUGCCGGAUCGAGGAAAGCUGCCUGCGAGAACUCUCGGCGUUUCCUCCAUACUCCGGUCACAAGACCAGCGUAGCAACUCCGAAGCUUUUCUACUUCAAUGAAGAGACCAACACCCAAGUUCAGGCAUACCAGCCAAGCCCGCUGAGCCUCAAGAACUAUGCCGUUCAGUACUUCGCAGCGUCCACCUCGGAAUCAGCAACUUUGGAAUCAGUCAAGUCACAAUGCCUCGACAUUGGUAACGCUGUGGGUACGUGGCUGCGGUCAUUCCAUGACUGGAGCAACUCGGAAGAGCAACUCAAGUUUCGCGAUCUCGCCGCAGGAAACAAGGAAAUGCAGACGCUUAAGCAAUGGAUGAACUAUGAACGACUCCCCAACUCCAUCACUAGAUUUCCAGAUGUUCUGGGGGACUGUAAUGAUGUCUUUGCGGACAUUGUGGACAGCGUGAAAAAGGAGAUGGUAGACGACAAAAGCCUGCAAGUCAUCCACGGCGACUUUUGGACCGGAAAUAUUCUGCUAGAGGGCAAACCCUGGGAUGAUGAGCAUAACCGCCUUCUCGUCGUUGAUUGGGAGAUGUGCCAACUCGCAGUCAGGCCCCUUGACCUAGGCCAGAUGAUUGCGGAACUAUACGAACUGAAGCUGUAUAAAGACAUGGAAGCUGGUGUCUGGUUGACCCAAGGUUUCGUCGAGGGGUAUGGCGCAGUGGACGACGACUUUGUCUUCCGAACACUACUUCAUGUCGCCGUCCAUCUCAUCGGCUUUGGCACGACAGUGCAAGGCUGGGGCACGCAAGACCAGGCGAAGACAGUGGCAUCUGAGGGACGAGAUAUUUUGAAGAAUGCUUGGGCGAAGAACCGUGUAUUCUUUGAGAAGCACCCCCUAGGCUGCAUCUUUUCAUGA